UAGUCUCUCAAUCGACACUGGUGGUAGGGACACUCACGGAUACCUGCAUUAGUUGGAUUAUGACAAGUUUCGAUAGAUGAGCGAGAUUUAUAAAAAGUAUCACAUUUUGAAUGGGAGAACAUUAAUAGGACCAAAUUAACUGACAAACGAACUAAAGAAGGCCGUAAGCGUAAACCCCGCACUUGACUUUAGGAAAACACUGGAUCGGCUCACGGGUUUUGGGCAGAUCUCUCGGAAGAUCUCCAGGGGGCAACGAGUCCUUUUCAAUCUAUGUUUGCAUUCAAGCAUUUAGCCAAUCGCUAGCUUAUCGACAAGACAGCCCUAACCUGUACAUCUAAGACCAACCAGCACGGCACUCGACCAAAACUGUCAAAAUGAUAAUGGCGAUCAUACACGGGAAAUAUCUGAAUUAUAUUUAUCGAUAGAAGGUGUAACAACACGAUGACCGAAGCCAUUGUUGAAGUGAAGUAGUGUGGAAACACAAGCGAGAUAUUGUCAGUGUAUUCAAGGACACAUACGAUUUUGAUGGAUAAGUGUUCACUCAAUUAUAACUAAUUUUUAAAUUCCUUCUCAUAAUAGGCACACAUCUACCAGGUACUUCACAGUUAGCGUUAAUUUUGCCACAUGUUGAAUUCUCCUUUACACUAUGUGAUUAGACGCUUACGUGGUUAUUGAAAAGGAAAGGUGAUUAUCUUACCAAUAUUUCUUUAAUUUUGAAAGUGUAUAUAUUGACAAAAGAACAUUUGUUUAGGUAUUUGUACAAACUUUCUUUGGCAAAAGAUAAUUAUUUUGACAAUGGGUUCGGACAAAGAGAACUCGGAGGUUAGAAACAGUAAUUUGAAUAAACCCAAGAACAACAAACGCAUAUCGAGUGGUAAAAAAAGGAGAGCGAGGGACAGUAAUCAUGUUGUUAGGCCGGUAACAUUACAGGAACACCAGUCGAGAAAACAGAAGAUAUCGACAGAGAAAACCGGACCGGUUCGUAAUGUGACCACUCUAGAAGGUUCUUCAGAUUCAGAAAGUACAAACAGGGAGGCUGUAACCGGUGAACGUGAAACAACGAACGCAGGUUCAUUAACAGAGAAUUCAAAAAAGUUGGAAAUUCAUGUUGAUUUGAGGCUAGAUCUCUGCCAGGAGACAAACGCUUCGGUUGAAGAAGCCGAAGAAAUAGUCGCAAGUGCAAAUGAAAGAGACGCAGUGACAUGUGAUAACAGAAGAGACACAAAAAACCCAAAUCGUUGUCAAACAAAGUCGAUUGCUCGCAAGGAUUCCUCAUUAGAUGUGAUAAAUGAGGAAAAGGAAACAAAUACCUGUCAAAAUGUUAUUAUCAGGAACGAAACUCUCAAACGGGAAAUAACCUUUGACGAGCUAGUGUUAGAUGAUAGCGAGAUAUUGAGGACGAGUACUCCCACGGGUGAUUCUUCUGUACGCUCUCGCGUAAGACCAAAAACUUGUUCAUCAGUUGCAAAACGGAAAGGCUCAUUUGGAGCAUUUGGAAGACCUAAAUCGUCUUUCACUCCAAGGACAGUAAAAUAUUCUGAAACAUGUAGUCCAGCUUCGUGCUGUCAGUUUAGUGAUUUUGUCAAUCGUCCAGCCACUUCACGCUCAUAUCGUCCGUCAACGGGAAAUACAAACAUGUCAAAUUCCCCAAGAAGAAAUAUGGAAACUAGGAGAUCAUUCAAGAUAACAAAAGAAGAUCUGGAACAUUCUCUUCCGAAAACGAGUUUCUUUAAUUGCCACGAUAAGGUCCUAAAGGAUGCAGGAAUCGAGGUUGAGGAGGUUUCACCUCUUGGUGCAAAAAAGCGACAGUUCAUGCAGCUAUUACAGCAAAGAAAUAAAGACAGAAUAGAAAAGGAUAAGGCAAGAAAAAUACCUCCACCGAAAGUGUUGGGCAUGCUGGAACUGUACGAACUGGAAUGUAGCCAAGAUGACUCAAAUACUUCAUCUUUAGUUAGCUUUGAAGAUCAACAAUCGAACAACAAAAGCAAGAAAAAUGCUAAAUCCAGGAAAAAGGGUGAUCUUGACGAGGAAGAAAUACGUGUUGAUUAUCAACUGCUGCUGAUAUACCUUAGGUAUGUGAAAGCCAACCCAGCGGAAUUCCUUCAGUAUCACAAGAAACACGCGGCGUCAGUAAACCUUGUAAACGUCAGACAAGGAGAUUCACUCGUGAAAUUAGGAGGUAUAUUCCAGCGUGGUCGACAUGGAGUUUCCACAGAGAACAUUCUUGUGAAAGCCGUGCAUGAAAUUAGGCCACGAUUCACGGAUCCAGGGCAGUGGGCUAGUGCAAAUAAGGAGAAAGAGCUGCUAGCUCUAACGUCCACGAAAAAGGAAAAUGCCAUUCCUCCAAAAACGGAACAAACCAAAAAGGAAACAGCGAGUAACCAGGAAGAACCAAAAACAGAAUAUGAAAGGAUUAAAAUCAAACUUGAUGGAUGGCUAAAAACAGUGACAACAGCACAACUAAAUAAAGCGAAGGAGCUGGCCCUUCGGGAGUUAGGGCAGGAGGACAUAUCACUCUCUAGAUGGUGGGUCUCGCUGAAAUCAUGUAACUAUAUAAGACAGAGAGGUCACAAAGUUUAGGCUAUUGAGAAAAAAUACCUCACAGAAUUAUAAAUUAUAAUGGAAUAGCAUUAUUAAGCACCUUAUAUUUGAUGACGUACGGGAGAUUGUAACGCAAGUAGUUAGAUUUUGUGUUGAUGAUUAAACUAUACAUACUGUAAAAAUUGGAUCUUUUCGUGAUGUGGGAAUGUUUGCGUUAUGACUCUUUAAACAAAUCAGGGAUUAAACAUUUUCUUCUGAACUGAUUGUUUAGAAAUCUGUAUAUCCUAUAUAUCUUUAAUCUAAAUAAUAUAUUAAUUUAUAUUUGCAUUUGGAUAUUUUCGCGAAAAUUACUGAACGUGAAAAACGCUUACAUUUCCACACCGCAAACAUUUCUAUUUUUUAUAGUAGUAUGACAUAUAUAUAUAAAGUUAAUUUGAAAAUUUUGGUAAAUAUGCUAUUUACAUCAUGUUUCUUGCUCCACACUUAUCGUAAAUGUCCAUAUUUUUUAUACCUCAAAACAGGGGUAUUGCACAGUUCAUUACCCUGUAACACGCACGAUUAACUAUUCCAUUACGAUAAAGUAAAGGUUCAUGUACUUCACAAUUCAUAGACACAUUAUGUAAAUGUACUUCAUUCCAAUCUCGGCACAUGUUAUCCUUAUGUUUUUGCAUUGUCCCAAUUCAUAUAUUUAAAAACAUAAUUGUAUUUUUGUGUUAGGGAGGAUUAUACAAAUGAUUAUGCAAUUCAUGCAUAUAGUCGGGCCUUAAUGCUUUCGUAACAGGGAAGAACCGUGAACAUUUUUAUUUCCUCACUUAGUGAUUAUGAUAACGUGCCAAAUUAACUUGACAGCUAUAUAUCCUGUCACACCUGAUUUGAUAUAGAAAUUGCCAGUGCUUGUCUAUUUCCAUAUCUGGCUUCCCCAAUUAUAAACUUCUAUACGCCUUUGAUUGAAUUAGGUAGAUACAAUUUACGUGUAUUCUGUGUACAGGUACAUACUGUCGUUGCUAACCGUUCUUCUCCGCUUAACAUGUAGUCUGUGAUAAAUUGUCUUGUAAAGACAUACAUGUAUGUGAUACAGUAUGUCUUACAUUUCCUUCUGUGUAUCUAGUUUAAAGACACAUGCUGUAAAGUCUGUCUUACAUUCCCGUUUGUAAGUUAGUGUAAAGGUAUAUGUGGUAGAUUUUCUCGAAGUUACUUCUGAAUGUCUUGUAUAAAGGUACACGUUUUUGAGCCUGUCUUAUGUUUCCUUAUAUGUGUCUAGUGUAAAAACACACAUAUAGUUGAGCUUUCCUUACAUUACACUAUGUGGAUCUACUGUAAAGACACAUACUGUAUAUACUGUCUUACAUACAGUCUCCUCUUUGUUUCUGGUAUAAAGACACACGUUGUAGAGAUUGUCUUAUAUUCCCUUCUGUGUGGCUAGUGUUAAGACACACGCUGGAGAGCAUGGUUUACGUUCCCUUCUGUGUGUGCGGUGUAAAGACACAUAUUUGAGAGCCCAUUCUUCUUUCUGUAUGUCAUGUGUAAACACACCCGUUGUAAAGUCUUUCAGAUGUUCUCCUCUGUGUUUCUGGUAUGAAGACAGAUGUUGAAAAUCGUUCUAACUUUCCAUUCUGCGUGUCUGACAAAUGUAUGUGAAGACACAUGCUAGGGAGCCUGGUUUAUGUUCCCGUCUGUGUGUCUGGUAUUAAGUCGCACGUUUGAGAACCUGGUUUACGUUCUCUUCUGUGUAUCAGAUACAAAGACAAGCGUUGCAGAGGCAGUCAUUAUAUUUGUUUCUGGUGAAAAGACACACGUUGUAGAGAUUGUUGAACAUUUCCUCCUGUGUGUCUAGUGUGAAGACACACGCUAGAUAGUCUGUUUUAUGUUCCCCUCUGUGUGUCUGGUAUGAAGACGCACGUUUGAGAAUCUGGCUUGCGUUCCAUUCUGUGUGUCAGAUGUAAAGACACAAAUUGUAGAGGCUGUCUUAGAUUUGCGUCUGGUGAAAAGACACACGUUGUAGGGCCUGUCUUGCAUUAACUAUUUAUCUGUCAGUUGUAAAGACAUACGUUGUAGUAAGUGAUAUAUUAACUCUUCCAUCUGUCUGAUUUACCUUUCAUAGUAAACAUAACAUACUACCCUAAGUUGAAACCUAGUAAUUAGGUAGAGACCACGGCAAAGAGUUAUUUUAUAUAGACCAUCAUAUAGCAGACGUUCAAAUAUUGUAUUAAGUACCAUAUAGCACAGUUAAACACUUCAGUCAAUAAAUAACAAACUUUAUCAUUUAGGAUUCAUUAUUUAAACUUACACGUUUAUAAACAUUGCCAUAUUUGUUAUAAUUUUCAAAUAUGAUUAUUAUGGUAUACUUUUACAAUUCAUAUAUUUACUUAACACAGAUUAAGAGACACCUUUCUAUACAGAUUAUACUAUGUAUAGAAACGUGUCUGGUUUCUCGGUUAAACCUGUGCUUUUUUUUAUUUGUUAUCACGUUUUGAAUCCACUUUGUGAACCAGUUUGAAUAAAUUGAGUACAUUUACGAAAAUUUGCAUUAAUUAUCUAGACAUAAUAUAUGCAAUUUUACCUCAAUAAGGUUUAAUUGGAUUCAACAGCGUAUAUUAAAAGCAAAUGUACGUGGUUCUAUAUAUAUAUAUAUAUAUAGUGUGUGUGUGUGUGUGUGUGUGUGUGUGUGUAUGUAUUUCCAAUCACGACUGAUUUUAUUCAAAUACAUUGCUAUACUAUUUUAUUUUUUUAAAGAUCUAACAAUAGUUCAAAUUGGAUACAUAAUAUCAAUCGACUGUAUCAGAAUAGAUAAAAACACAAACUCCUUUGUGUGAUAUCCUGUAUAAGGUGAUCGGUGUUUUUUCAACAUACAAGGAGAUUUUCAUAAUGCUGCUACUCAAACUCAAAACUCUUUCGACAGGUGACUAAGUGAUUCUGCUUUGUUGACUUAUGAAUUAUGAAAGAAACAAGCUGGAGUCUCAAAAAGGUAGUAAAAAUGUAAGUGUAUCUCCACUUAUCGGUAAACAGCUUCAAGGAAUAGUGUUAUCUCUUUAAAGUAAAGAGCGUUCUCCUGAAAGUGAUAAAUAUUUUUGUGUUUAUUAUAAUGAUUUGUAUUUUGUUCUGUUGAAAGUAAGGAAUUCGGUUGCAUGAAAUAAAUUGGUUCACAAAAGAAA
This is a messenger RNA of Mizuhopecten yessoensis (Yesso scallop), 5693 nucleotides long. RefSeq lists its product as uncharacterized. Lineage: Eukaryota; Metazoa; Mollusca; Bivalvia; Pectinida; Pectinidae. The record is from RefSeq and is a predicted model, not a curated record. The transcript has 3 exons. Bases 796 to 2580 code for a protein of 594 amino acids.